AUGCAGAGCCUACCGCAAUAUACGACGGACGAGGUCGCUGGUCACAAGUGCAAGGAUGAUUUGUGGAUCGCUGUUCGUGGCAAAGUGUACAAUGUCACCGAAUAUGUUCGAGAUCAUCCUGGCGGGGCAGAAGUAUUAAUGGAUGUCGCCGGACUGGACGCGACCGAAGCGUAUGAGGAUGUUGGCCAUUCCGAGGAUGCAGACGAGAUCCUCGAAACAUAUCUCAUUGGCACAUUGAAAGAUGCACGCGAGCGCGUUCGACCCCAGACCGUCCGAUUGAUCCAGUCCACGAGCCCUGCGCCACCAAUAGCCCCGCGGAAGGCCGGUUCUAUCACGCCGGUAGCCCUAACCAUCUUCUCCAUCGGCGGGGUGGCUGUGACCCUGUACUCUGGCGCUUACAUUCAUGCCACUGUACCGGUACGAUGGCCGGCACUUUCAGAGCUUCGAAGUCUCUUACCCUCGCUCCAAUCGCCCCAUGCGCUGUCCACCUCCGGGGGUUUUUAUACCGGGUUUGCCGCGGCAACCGGACUUGCGACCCUCGUGGGCUCGAUGGUCGCAUCUAAGUUAUCACAAAUGACCCAGAUCAAGUCGGGCUUCACCAGGUAUCCGCCCUACAUCAAGUGUCGCCCGCGGAUUCGGAGUAAUCCUCAUCUGGUCAAGGGGUUUCUUGAUCCCAAGGAGUACAAGUGUCUCCCCUUAAUCCGCAAAGAAGAGCUGGCCCCCAACGUCUAUAGAUUUGUGCUGCAGCUCCCCAACCCGCAGGAGGUGAUCGGACUGCCGAUCGGUCAGCAUGUUGCCAUCAAGGCGACCAUCGACGGAAAGGCCGUCUCCAGAUCCUAUACCCCAACCUCUAACAACCUGGAUCGAGGGGUCCUGGAGCUGGUAAUCAAGUGCUACCCCGAGGGCUUGCUAACGGGCCGGUAUCUCGCCCACCUGGAGAUUGGGCAAGAGAUUCAGCUCCGGGGACCGAAGGGGGCGAUGAAGUAUACCCCCGGGCUCUGUAAACGCAUUGGCAUGAUUGCCGGUGGCACGGGAAUCACCCCCAUGUACCAGCUGAUCCGGGCGAUCUGCGAGGACCCGACCGACCUCACCGAGAUCAGCCUGAUCUAUGCGAAUCGCACGGAAGACGAUAUUCUCCUGCGGCGGGAACUGGAUGGUUUCGCGCAGCAGUAUCCUCGGAACCUCCAGAUCUGGUACAUGCUGGAUACGCCACCGAAGACUUGGGCAUUUGGCAGUGGGUAUGUCACGGCGGAGAUUAUGAAGGAGCGAUUGCCUGCUUCUGGCCCAGAUACGAAGGUCAUGCUGUGCGGGCCGCCGGGGAUGGUGAACGCCUCCAAGAAGGCCUUGGUGUCUCUGGGGUUCCAGACUCCUGGGGCGGUGGCCAAGAUGUCGGAUCAGAUCUUCUGUUUUUAG
Messenger RNA from Aspergillus japonicus CBS 114.51, 1413 nucleotides. RefSeq lists its product as uncharacterized. Gene Ontology annotation, molecular function: heme binding; oxidoreductase activity. Bases 1 to 1413 code for a protein of 470 amino acids. The transcript has 3 exons. The record is from RefSeq and is a predicted model, not a curated record. Gene Ontology annotation, cellular component: endoplasmic reticulum. Lineage: Eukaryota; Fungi; Ascomycota; Eurotiomycetes; Eurotiales; Aspergillaceae.